AGGGGGCGACUGUGGGUAAGUUAGUUUUAUUGUUAUGAACUCAUUGCAUGGCCUUCCGUCUCUUCACAUAACCUCAGUGCAGAAUCAGUGUCAUCAAUCAUUAAUUAGUUUUUAAAAAUAUUUGUGGACGCCUGAACAAUUUAAACGAUAACCAAGAUGUCGUCUUGGAAGAAAGCAGCUAAAUCUGUCCAGAAAACCCACCGGGAGCGGCAUCAACCCGAGUCCCGCCAGCACCUGGGUCUCCUGGAGAAGAAAAAGGACUACAAGCUCCGUGCGAACGACUACCAUGAGAAACAAUCAACCCUAAAGCUCCUGCGAAAGCGCGUUCUCAAUAAAAAUCCUGAUGAGUUUCACUUCCACAUGAUAAACUCAAAAAUCAAGAAUGGGGUGCAUAGAGAGAAGAACAAAUCCGAUAGACACACUCCAGAGCAGAUGAAACUCAUGGAGACCCAAGAUUUAAAGUAUAUAGCUUACAAACGUCAUCUGGAGAGUGUCAAGAUAAAUAAAAUGCAGAGCCAAUUGCACAUGCUGGAUGCUGUCAAUGAGACCAAGAAUAAACACAUAUUUUUCGUUGAUGAUGGGGAUGAGAUUAGGAAUUUUGAUCUUGCCAAAAGGCUCGACACCCAUCCUGAUCUGAUAGAUCGCAAGAUAAACAGACCGCGACUGUCGAAGCUCCAGGAGAUGAGGUUGCCUGAUAUCGAUGACAAAAUGCUUGCAAAACUUGAACAGCAGAAACACAUGGCGUACGUGGAACUGAGGAAGAGGGUCGAUCGAGAACGGGAGUUGAUGAUUGUUCAACAGAAGCUCGAAGCUCGCAGGGCCUUGAGGAGGAAGGGGAUGGAGAAACCUGAGGUUGUCAGGCAGGGCUCCAAAGAGGGUGCGCCUAUUUAUAAGUGGAAAUUUCAACGCAGUCGGUGAUUAUUUUUAUUUAAUAAAAUGAAUGGUGAAGAUUUUUGGGAGAA
Molecule: messenger RNA, 962 nt
Organism: Diachasmimorpha longicaudata
Lineage: Eukaryota; Metazoa; Arthropoda; Insecta; Hymenoptera; Braconidae
Product: probable U3 small nucleolar RNA-associated protein 11
Exons: 2
Coding region: 157-918 (253 amino acids)
Biological process (GO): rRNA processing
Cellular component (GO): nucleolus; small-subunit processome
Source: RefSeq, a predicted model, not a curated record